UGGUGGGAAGAGGCGGCAGGCGGUUGUGAGGAAAGAUGGCGGACGCCUUCGGGGACGAGCUGUUCAGCGUGUUCGAGGAAGAUGCCUCCGCCUCGGCCUCGAAGAAGACGAAGGGAGCCCCCGAGGCAGUUGCUGGCCCUGUGGGCAAAGCUGGGAAGCGAUCAGAGGGCAAAUCUACAGCGCCUGCUAAAGUCCCAGCAAAAACAAAACGAGAGGAAGAGGCUGAUAAUGGAGACAUUGCAGUUUUGGGGAAGAAGCCAAAGUUGGAUGAUUUCACUGCGGAAGAUAUGAAUUUGGCCGACCUGAUGCCAAAAGUAAAGGUGCAAGCAGUAGAAACUGUUGAAGGCUGUACACAUGAGGUUGCUCUUCCUGCGGAUGAAGAUUUCAUAGCCCUUAAGCCAAGAACUGGGAAAGCUGCAAAGGAAUAUCCAUUCAUUCUUGAUGCUUUUCAAAGAGAAGCUAUUCUGUGUGUGGAUAACAAUCAGUCGGUUUUAGUUUCUGCUCAUACAUCAGCAGGAAAAACAGUAUGUGCAGAAUAUGCUAUUGCAUUGGCUUUGAGGGAAAAACAGCGUGUGAUCUUUACCAGUCCAAUUAAAGCUCUAAGUAACCAAAAAUAUCGUGAGAUGUAUGAAGAAUUUCAAGAUGUUGGUUUAAUGACUGGAGAUGUCACCAUCAACCCUACAGCAUCUUGCCUUGUAAUGACAACCGAAAUUUUGAGAAGUAUGCUUUAUAGAGGUUCUGAGGUCAUGCGUGAAGUUGCCUGGGUCAUCUUUGAUGAAAUUCAUUACAUGAGAGAUUCAGAACGUGGUGUGGUAUGGGAAGAAACCAUUAUUUUGCUGCCAGAUAAUGUUCAUUAUGUGUUUCUUUCUGCCACUAUUCCAAAUGCACGCCAAUUUGCCGAAUGGAUAUGCCAUCUUCACAAACAGCCUUGCCAUGUGAUCUACACAGAUUACCGGCCCACUCCUCUGCAACACUAUAUUUUCCCAGCAGGGGGCGACGGACUUCACCUUGUGGUUGAUGAAAAUGGUGAUUUUAGGGAAGAUAAUUUUAAUACAGCAAUGCAAGUACUUCGAGACGCUGGUGACUUAGCCAAAGGAGACCAAAAAGGGAGGAAAGGGGGAACAAAAGGUCCGUCCAAUGUAUUUAAGAUUGUAAAGAUGAUUAUGGAAAGAAACUUUCAACCUGUAAUAAUAUUUAGUUUCAGUAAAAAAGAUUGUGAAGCAUAUGCACUUCAAAUGACAAAAUUGGACUUCAAUACAGAUGAAGAAAAAAAGAUGGUUGAAGAAGUGUUUAAUAAUGCAAUUGACUGUUUAUCUGAUGAGGACAAAAAACUGCCACAAGUUGAGCAUGUGCUGCCGCUUCUGAAGCGUGGCAUUGGAAUUCACCAUGGAGGUUUGCUUCCUAUUCUGAAGGAGACAAUAGAAAUACUUUUCUCUGAAGGACUGAUAAAGGCGUUAUUUGCAACAGAAACGUUUGCAAUGGGAAUAAACAUGCCAGCAAGGACAGUGCUAUUCACAAGUGCCCGGAAGUUUGAUGGGAAGGACUUCCGAUGGAUCACCUCAGGGGAAUAUAUUCAGAUGUCUGGUCGUGCUGGCCGCCGUGGCAUGGAUGAUAGAGGAAUAGUCAUUCUUAUGGUGGAUGAAAAGAUGAGCCCAUCAGUUGGAAAACAGCUUCUGAAGGGAUCUGCAGACCCUCUGAACAGUGCUUUCCAUUUGACGUACAACAUGGUAUUAAAUUUGCUGCGUGUGGAAGAAAUUAACCCAGAAUACAUGCUAGAAAAAUCUUUUUACCAGUUCCAACAUUACAGAGCAAUUCCAGGAGUUGUUGAAAAGGUGACUAAGUUGGAACAGCAGUACAAUGAAAUUGAAAUUCCAAAUGAGGAAAAUGUUGUCAUAUACUAUAAAAUCAGGCAACAGCUUGCUAAACUGGGUAAAGAAAUAGAAGAAUACAUUCAUAAGCCAAAAUACUGCUUACCAUUUUUACAGCCAGGAAGACUAGUAAAGGUGCAAAAUGAAGAUGAUGAUUUUGGCUGGGGAGUGGUGGUAAAUUUCUCCAAGAAGUCAAAUGUGAAGCCUAACUCUGGUGAACUGGACCCACUUUAUGUGGUUGAAGUCCUCCUGAACUGCAGCAAAGAGAGCCUGAAAAAUUCUGCAACAGAGGCAGCAAAACCAGCAAAACCUGAGGAGAAAGGGGAGAUGCAGGUUGUUCCUGUUCUUUUGCAUCUUCUGUCAGCAAUCAGUAGUGUUCGGCUUUAUAUACCAAAAGACCUGCGGCCUCUUGAUAAUAGGCAGAGUGUCCUGAAGUCUAUACAGGAAGUACAAAAACGAUUUCCUGAUGGCGUUCCUCUGCUGGACCCUAUUGACGACAUGGGCAUUAAAGAUCCAGGUCUGAAAAAAGUAAUCCAAAAAGUAGAAGCCUUUGAGCACAGAAUGUAUUCUCAUCCACUUCACAAUGAUUCUAACUUGGAAACUGUGUAUAAACUUUGUGAACGAAAAGCACAGAUUGCUGUAGACAUUAAAGCAGCCAAACGGGAACUGAAGAAAGCUAGGACGGUUUUACAAAUGGAUGAGCUCAAGUGUCGUAAACGGGUUUUGAGAAGGUUGGGUUUUGCAACCUCUUCUGAUGUCAUAGAGAUGAAAGGACGAGUUGCUUGUGAAAUUAGCAGUGCAGAUGAGCUGCUGCUGACGGAAAUGAUGUUUAAUGGGCUAUUCAACGAUUUAUCUGCAGAACAAGCAACGGCUUUACUAAGCUGCUUUGUAUUUCAAGAAAAUUCCAGUGAAAUGCCCAAACUCACAGAACAGUUGGCAGGACCCCUCCGUCAGAUGCAGGAAUGUGCAAAAAGAAUUGCUAAAGUAUCAGCAGAAGCUAAAUUGGAAAUUGAGGAGGAUACCUAUCUCAGUUCUUUUAAACCAAACUUGAUGGAUGUGGUGCACACAUGGGCCAAUGGCGCUACAUUUGCUCACAUAUGCAAAAUGACAGAUGUAUUUGAAGGAAGCAUCAUUCGAUGCAUGAGGAGGCUGGAAGAGUUGCUUCGACAAAUGUGCCAGGCAGCAAAGGCCAUUGGAAACACAGAACUGGAGAACAAAUUUGCAGAAGGCAUUACCAAAAUCAAGAGAGACAUUGUAUUUGCUGCAAGCCUUUACCUGUAAGAGGUGUUUUCCUGAAGUGGUGUAGCUAAAGAACUUGCAUCUAUUCUGCAACUGAGGCUUCAGUAUACAACCAUGAAGUAGAUGUUAACCAUCAAGGCUACCAUUCCUUCAUCUUCAAGCAAGAACAGCUGCUUAGUGUCAUUACUUGUAUGUAUUUUGCUGUAAGCCUCAUGCUAGCAAAGCAUUUUACAUAUGCUAUUGCUAUUUGUACAUAAGUAUUACCACAUUAUUUUAAUUAAAAAAAAAGCUAGAGUACUGUGUUUUUAAAGCAAAAGCUCAACCAACAGAAAUUUGGAAGUUUUUAGAUACACAAUUGUUACUAUAUACAAGUAAAGUGAGCAUCCAAGAGGUAUAGCAGCAGCAGUCCCUUCAAAAGGCAUUUAAUUUAUUUUUGUACAUAGGCCAAGAAAGACGGGUGAAUUUUUCCUUUUCGAGAUUCCACAGGCUAAUAGCUCUUGAAUCUAUCAUGGCUGGUGAUUACUACCAUAGUGAUUCCCAUUGGUAGGUGUCUCGUGUAAAGUUGUGUGUGAAUCCUCUUCUUCCUUCUGUUUGAACGCACGGCCUCUCUCUUUGAAGAAAUCAGAUGCAAACACAGCCUAGGGAGAAAGAUUGGACAAUAUCAGGCAUCAGAAAACAAACUUUCAGAAUAAGCAAAACUCAAUUACUUAUUCCCUUUGCAUGAGACUUCAGGCACUUCACCCAAUUGCUGCCAGAGAGGAUAAGAAAUAAUAACACUUUAUUUAUAUUCUGCUGUAUCUUUCCAAGCGGAGUCAGAGCAGAUGACAAGAUACACAGAUAGGCAAAAAUUCAGUGCCUUUAAUACAGUGGGAUAACAAUGACAUAUUAAUACACAGAACAAAGUAAAGGCUUCCCUUUCAUCUCUGGCUUUCUGGAGGUGGUGCUCAACUCUGGCCAUGGGGAGGUGCUCUUGUUCCAUUUCCAAGCUGAAGAGCCUGCUGUCCAUAGACACCUUCAGGUCAUGUUGCUGGCAUGGCUGCAUGGGUGCCUUUAUUACCUUCCCGUGGUAUCUAUAGAUAUACUCGCAUCUGUAGCUAGAGCUAACAGCUAGGAGCUCACCCGACCCACUGUUUUGAACUGCCAACCUUUAUGUUAGCAGAUUCAACAGGUCAGUGGCUAAACCCGUUGCACCACCAUGGUCCAAGUAUUGCCAGAAAUAGCCUGGCAAUAGCAACAUGGGCUCUAUGGCCAACUGAAGGGGCUCUCUGCUUAAAUGGACGUAAUGUUUUGUUACUGUCCUGGAUAUAUACAAACUCUGCCAAUUGCUUGAGGCAAUAGAAAUGCUGACAUGAAUAUGUGGGAUAAGAAAAUGCAUGUUGAGAGGCAAGCAUUUAUUCAGAAAAUAUGGAGUUUCUCUCCUUUCUCCCUUCCCCAACACCUUCUAAACCAGUUAACAUUAUCUUUGUGUCAUCAUAAUCAGCUUGUCCUUGAUCCCAUAUUUUCCAUAGCAUAUGCUAGACAUUUCCUAAAGGCUUGUGCAUAUUUACAAUCUUGUCCCUCACCAUAUUCUUACUUAUUUUACACUUAACCAAUUAUCCAUGUGCAUUUCAUCUGUGGAAUUUUACAACUCUUUUAAAAUGCUUCAGAGGUCAAACUUCUUAAGCAAGCCUUAAUUGUAUUAAUCGCGUGUAGGCGGAUUUCUCCAAACCUGACCGGAAUCAGCAUUUUAGAGGGUCACUUCAGGGCUUACCAGGAACUUUUUGCAGGAAAGCUACAUCAGUGGCUUCUCUUCCCUCCAUUAGAGGCAUGCUGAAUAAGAGCCUACAUGGCACUUUUAUUCUCUUCUAACUCCCACUCCGUGCUACAACUAUCCAAGCCAACUUGAGGUAUUUAGAAAAGGUUGUGAAGUAAAUUAAUUUGGUUGCAAGUAAAAUUGUUUGAAUAGUAAAGCAAUUCUAUAUUGACUUACAAUAAGUAUAGCUACCAAUGCUCCUUGGAUAAGUCCAGUCAGUACAUCACUCCAGUGAUGUUUAUAAUCAGAAACACGGGAAAGACCCACAUAGAUGGAUGAUGCAAUGAGCCCAAACUGUACUGUGGGGCGCAGAAGUCUUGCCCAGUCACCUUUCAUUCGGGCUUGAAGAUAAAGCUGAAAUCCAAAAGAUAGAUGUUGGAACAGUAGCAGAUUUACCUCUUUCGGAAAUAUAUCCUUUCUGACAAAGCCUAAAUAGAAUUUCUGGUUGUGCAAUAAUACAUAGAACUUCAUAAUUAACUGGCAAAACAAAAUUUACUGCACUUCACAUAAACCUAUUAAGAGAAUAACAAUUUAGCAAAGUUAGAUUAUGAUCUGCCUAGUUUUACAGAUGUCAUCUAAGAAUUUUGCAAAAUGGGUUAGAAUUUUUAUAUGGACUGUUGGCCACCUUUUCAGACUCCAAUUUUGUAGAACAUAUUAUAUAGUACAGUGAAUAGUUAUGUUUACUCAAGCUUACUUAAUUGGUAGCUAUGGUCUUAACUCAAGUAAUAAUCCAGUAAUUUGUGAGUAGUAAUAUUCUUGCUUAUUACACUGGAAUUCUAGAAUGCAAUGCCAAGGCUAUUUUUAGGGACCCAAAUCCAUCACAAGAGUACAAAAUAUUUAUUUAAAAUGCCUACCAUUUCACCUAGACUGGGUGGGUUAGGAUCCUGCCACUUUCUUGUCCUCCCUGCCUACUUCACACAUAUAAAAACACAAUAUUUUUGGCCACACAAUUAAGAAAAACACAGUAUGACCCCAAUACCCAUAGAACUGGUACCCACAGUUUCACCUACUCCAUUUGACAAAAUAUGUCCUCUCUAAGUAUUUUCUGGGUCCUCCAGGCAAUUCUGUGGUAUGCUUCAAUACGAAGUUGCCAUGGAACCAUAUUGGGAGGACCUAGCAAUUAUUCAAAGUCCCCCAACGUGAAUCUGUAGUAACUUGUAGUGGAAGUUGCUCAUUUCAGUGGUGUCUGCUAUUAUCCACACUUUUCUGUUUCCACAGUAAGUUCAGGAAUGCAAAUAUAGAAGGCUUUACUAUAAUAUUAACUUACAGAUUGAAAAAAAGGUCUCCCCCUAGGCAUAAACCAGCCUGUGGGGAAUUUUCCAUGGUGGUGGUGGGGCACUUUCAGGGAAGGUGGCAUAGCCUCUGGCUCAUAUGAAGUUGAAUUCAUGAAAUAUUAAAGAGUGGCUUGUCAAACAGUUCAAAAAUGCAUAGCAAAAUAUUACUGAAAUUACAAUGUUGGCAAGUAAAGUGCAGCAUGUAGGUUUAAACACUUGGAGAAUGAAAAAGCCCUUGCCUGGUUUUAAAAUGAAAGAAAUACUGAGUUUGUGAAAAUUGGGUAGCACCCAUCCCUGCCUCUGUCUUUAAUGCCUAGAAUUCCUGAAGGAUAACCUCAAAAGGUUAUGCUGUUAUACAGACAGGUUUGCAUGGUGAGAGUAGUUUGUCAGGUCUCUAUCUUGGACUUGGAAAAGCAAUCAACAGCAUUUUUGAACUGUACUCACAGAAACAGAAGGAGCCAAUACUAUUGUUUAAAUAGUGGCAAAAUGUGUUCUAUCCUGGUCUCAACACAGUUGCAUUAUGAGUUUUCACACAAUGUUCAAAGUCAUUCUCACAUAUGACACAUUGUAGUCAUUUAAUCCGAAGGUUGCCAAGAGUUUUUUUUAGUAGUGACCAGUCUAUGGCACAAAGUUACUGGGCAAAUGACACUGCAGGAAAUAAGUAGCUUCACGAACUGAAUUUGCAAUUUUAACAUCUGGAAAAUUCAUUUAUUUAUUUCAUACACUUGUACGGCCUCACAACAGGGCGGCCUCACAACAAGCACCAUUCAGUGCCAUCACAAUCAUAAAAACAUUCAACAAAUUCAUUAAAACAACAUUAAACAGUUGUUAAAAUGCGCCAGUUAAAGCCAAAGUCCAGGUCAGUUCAUUGUCGCUUCAAAUUGCUUAUGUCUUCUUCUCACUUGCCGCUAUUCAAUGAUCAAGUGCUUGGUCCCACAACCAAGUCUUGAGUUUCCUUCUAAAGGACAGGAGGGAGAUGGCCAAUCAAAUAAUAUUUCAGUUUUAGUUGGACUAUGUUCCUCUAAUAGAUCUCAGUGGUUAAUUCCUGAUCCUAGAUUGUUUCCAUUAUCUCAAGUGAAUUUGUCUUUAAAUUUACCUUUACUCACUUCUGACAUAAUAGAUAAAUAAAUAACCUUUAAAAUCAAAAUAUAGUUGGCUUUGCUAGGAAUACACUGCCAGAUACUUGUGUUGUGAAUGCCCAACCAACCAUCUUGUGUAACUAGAUUGUCCAAUUAUGAAUGUAACAACAGCAACAUGGUACCACCUUUCAUCUCUAAAAGCCUAAAGGAAGACUUUUCAACAGUACCAACAAUUCUAAAAAUCGCCUGUCUCAGAGGUUGUGGAGUCUCCUUUGGCAAUCUUCAAAUGGCCAUCUUCUGAGAGAUGUGUAUUCCUGCAUAUCAGGAAGUGGACUAAAUGCCCUUGCAAUCCCUUCCAGCUCUGUUAUUCUAGGUAUUUACACCCACAAUAUAGUUCCUGUCAACAUGAUAAAGACAUUUGCGCAAAAAUGAUAGAUCCCUGUGAUUUUAAAGAAACCUGAACUGACUAGCAGGCAAGUCCCAUCCUCCUUCCUCCUGGUUUCAAGCCCUUUUGAGGAACUGAAAGCAUCAGUGGGCCUGAAUCAGUGAAAAGGGGAACAACCACACCACUUAAAUAUCUCCAGAGGCAGAACUCCCCACUUUCAGAAACGGGCUUUGGGGAUCAAAGGUUUCUGAAGAUUUCACCCCCACUACUCAGGCUAUGCAUGUCCCACACAAGCCAGAAGACUUCCAGAUCUUUUAUAGGAGAACCUCACAACCCCCUCCCUUUAAGAUGCUCAGAUCUGUGCCCUCUCAUAAGGAGGCAUUCACUAUAUUCUGGACACAGUCUGGUAAAUCCCACCCAGCUGGAAGUUACGAGCCAUAAGAGGCAGACAUACCAGGAACAAACUGUACUUCACCAAACACCUUAUUCAAGGCUUCAGGCCUUAAGAACUAAAAUUCAUGCAGCAAAACUGAAUGGUACUCUAGUUACAUCUGUGAACCACAGAAACAUAGAUGUAAUAACACCACCAUCUAAGAUGACAAGCUAACAAGUGGACUUUAUGGGAUGCCAGCAGUGGUUCACACUUCCAUAGGCAACUUCAAAAACUUUGUGUACCUCCUAGGAUUAUUUGGGUUGUAUAAAUGGAUACACAGAGAAACACUCUAUUUAAGAAAUAGGUGCUAUUUUCCAAAGUUAAAUAUUUGGGGAAUGCCUAAUCGGUUUUUCAAAGCAGGAUUACAUCACAGUUUUGGCAUGCACCUCUUCCAUUUUGCUAUUAAAAGUUUGUCUGAAAUUUAAUGUGGGUAAGGAGCAAGUCUUUGCAAAGCAGGUAGUAGACUGAAGCUGUACUCCAGGUAUGUUUUGUUUCCACAAAUGCAGUUCAGGAUUCUGAAGCAUGUUUUAAAAGAUGCAUGCACAUCUUUUAAAAUAUGCGUGCAUUCAACUCCAACAACAAGGGGUAAGUAAGCCUACUACUAUUUAACCAAAAGAGUUCAACAUAGUAAAGCUACGGAGAACAGUUCCAAGCCAACUGCCGUGUUUUCUCAAGGCCUGUUUGUGACUAACCUCCACACCAAUGCAAAUCAUUUCUCCCCAGUGAGAACCCGAGCCAGGAGUCGUGCUGGUGGUCUAAAGACAGCAGCCUGGCAAUCCAGUGCUGGCAUAUUUCCCUUUUUCCAGCUUACAAAUUCCACCGAAGAGCCUGAAAAACUACAUUACUUGGCUAAUAUUUUUUGCACGCAAGGAAUUGCUGUAGUUGGCACAGGGACUUUAUACAUGUAGGAGGGAAGGUGGUAUGUGCGGUUAUGAGUGGGAGAGAAGGUGGGAUCUUAAGACAGUCACUUAGAAAAAUUGUGGCCCAUGUUUGAGGGCCUGGGACAGGGAUCCAGGUGAUAGGAUUUCAUGCUGCUUGCCAAUAUGUCAGAGUUGAAUGAAUGAUUAAAAGGUUUUGUUUGAACCUC
Messenger RNA from Anolis sagrei ordinatus, 9157 nucleotides. RefSeq names its product Mtr4 exosome RNA helicase (gene MTREX). Gene Ontology annotation, cellular component: nucleus. Gene Ontology annotation, biological process: maturation of 5.8S rRNA; RNA catabolic process. Gene Ontology annotation, molecular function: RNA binding; ATP binding; RNA helicase activity. The record is from RefSeq and is a predicted model, not a curated record. NCBI's taxonomy places the organism in Eukaryota, Metazoa, Chordata, Lepidosauria, Squamata, Anolidae.